AUUCAGUUCUUCGCUCCAUACUCUGAUGCACGCGACGCUGAGAUCCCGAUUGAAUUCCUGAACUGGAUUCAAAAAUGCCUCCUCCUUCGAUGAGAUCAGGAUGUGGGACGUGUUUUCCGUGUGAAGCGUAAACCCUUCUGGCACCGUGAUGGACGAGCUACCAACGGAAUCUGACAUGGUCCUUUUGUGUGAUAUCUGCAAUGCAAAUCGUUGUGGACGACAAUUUGAAAUGCUGAAUUCAAGGCGCAGAGGCCUGAGGAGUACUAGUAGAGACCUCAGGAUGCUACUAGCGAUUACCAAGACGAAUAUCUUGUCUGGAGUGCUUCAUAAUGACUCGACGCAGACUUCCAUAGCACUACCACGUAAUUCGCGUGAUCUUUUACGUUCAAGGUAACCUUGACCGAGUUAAGAUUCUGCUCUCAUGCAAAAUCAUCCAUCUUACCCGGUGCUCUCGCAACUGCUCGAAAAGUAUCCUGCAACCGGAGGCGCGCUGUUCCAGGUGUACAAUGACCUGACGCUCGCACAAAAAUGGAUCGAUGUCGAGGUUCUCGACCUUCCAGCUUGCAAACGAGCCGCGAUCAAAGGCAAACGGCCAACUCCUGACACGGACCGAGUGCCGUCCAUCUGCAUUGUAGUACCUUGCUCGUUGUCCGAGUCAAUAUCUGCAUCGUGGCUUCGCGCUGCUUUUACCAGCCUUGAUCCUCUACCCUCAGAGAUUUAUGUGGCCAUUACCUCAGAAGACACGUCAACAGUCUAUUAUAAGAUCAGCCAGGGAAUUGUCAAGCCACCUGUAUAAGGCGUCCUGGCGCGUUUGACAUCAAUAGGAGUAUAUAACUGAUGGGUUUAUACUGGACUUAUGUUAUGUCCGGACAACGACUACAACGGAUGCUGAGAUGAGAUACAAAAUGUGAGGGGAAAAUGUACGUGAAAACGAUACAUGGUAAAGGUAAUAUUGUUCGAUGAAGAGUA
Molecule: messenger RNA, 969 nt
Organism: Suillus plorans
Lineage: Eukaryota; Fungi; Basidiomycota; Agaricomycetes; Boletales; Suillaceae
Product: tRNA intron endonuclease
Exons: 6
Coding region: 422-796 (124 amino acids)
Biological process (GO): tRNA splicing, via endonucleolytic cleavage and ligation
Molecular function (GO): nucleic acid binding
Source: RefSeq, a predicted model, not a curated record